Messenger RNA from Hydractinia symbiolongicarpus, 6375 nucleotides. Its product is annotated as phosphatidylinositol 4-kinase alpha-like. Gene Ontology annotation, cellular component: cytoplasm; plasma membrane. The transcript has 36 exons. The record is from RefSeq and is a predicted model, not a curated record. Gene Ontology annotation, biological process: phosphatidylinositol phosphate biosynthetic process; phosphatidylinositol-mediated signaling. Gene Ontology annotation, molecular function: 1-phosphatidylinositol 4-kinase activity. NCBI's taxonomy places the organism in Eukaryota, Metazoa, Cnidaria, Hydrozoa, Anthoathecata, Hydractiniidae. The coding region runs from base 244 to 6165 and encodes 1973 amino acids.
AUUAAAACACGGUUUGCUGCCCUUCAUUUAAAUAAUAUCUUACAAAGUCUCCAUAUAAAGAUGGCGUGUACUGCAAGAUGUUUUUUUCCUGAAAAAGAAAAACAUUAAUUCAUCGCAUUACAUUUGUUAAAGUUGAGAGUAUAGCACUACAUAAACUGUCCCUCUAAAUUAUUGUGUGAACAAGUACAAGGCUGUUAUAUGCUUUUGAUUCUAUUUUUAAUGCUAGUACAAAAAUAAAAAAAUAUGGUAGAUGUAUGGUCACCACGAAAUAAAUCUCCAUCUCAAACACUUUUGUCAUUAGCAAGGGUCCUUGCGUUAAAAGAACAACCAUGGGAAAAGGUGAAACCAUUGUUGAUGUUUUGUCCUCAACCUCCUUCAAAACCAACUGAAAUAUUUGCUAUUGAUCAAUCUGGCAGAAAUUCAAUUUUAUGUUUGAUGUACUACUUGGUGCAAUCAAAACUUGAGCAUUCUUCCAAAAUACUACCAUACCUGACAAGUGUCUUUAAAGUCUGUUUGCACAUUAAGUGGAAUUUAAAGAGCAGCAAAGAAAAAAAUUGCCAAGAAGAUGAAAUCAGAGAAUUUAUUUCUCUCCUGACUUUGGUGUUAUCAUAUGCUUUGAGUAAAAACGAAAAUGCGUCAGCUAGCAAUCCACUUGGUUUUCUGUCAGUUAUGCUUGAUGAAUUGCAAUCAUUUCCUGAUUUACCUGAAGCAUCACAAGUUAGCUUCUUUCGGUGUACCUUACCAGCGAUGUGUGGUUUCCUUGAAGGACUUUGUAUGCAUCCAUCUGCACAUGAGCUUUCUCAAAUCCUUAUGCCGAAUAAAAAACAAAAACAAAACAAAUCGCUAUGUACUGUUGAUGCAGAUUUCAAAAGAAGUCAAUUUGCAGCAGUAAACAUUUCAAACCUAUUGAAUCAGAUAUUUUCGAUAGCAUCUACUAAACAUUUGAAUGAUUUGGAGAAAAGAAAGCUUGAUCUAAUCGAGGAUAAACUGCUUUUAAACAACCGAUUUUUUAAAUCUUGGAUGGAUAUAUUUUGGAUGAACUCAACAAGUAUUGUCAAAGGUAUCAUACAGCAAGAUGUAAAUCAAGAGGAUGUGACAAAGAUCCAUGCGUGGAGCAAAGAAAUGUUUGAAUCAUGCCAACUAAGUUGCAAGUCAGAUUUCAAACGAGAAAAGUCGAAACUGUUUUUGACAACCCUGACCACAAGUUGCGAGGUUUAUGUGAGAUCAGUGACAAAGGAUUCUGAUGCUGAUAAAACCUGCCAGGUACUGGUUGAUAACAUCAACAUGAUUCGUGAAGAUUCCAGAUCGUACACGUUUACUUCAUUAGUCGUUGCUUGUUUAAAUGGUUUGGGCACUUUAGCUGAAAAGUUUCCUUCCAUUUGCAGUUUUGUUAUUGAACAUUUUCAAGACUUUUUGGUAAAGCCUUCUGCUGUGUUGAAAGGUUUCUAUCAGGCUAGCAAAGAGAAAAAGCCAGAGAAAAAGAGAUUCUUGUCUGCUGACGAUACCCAUGAAGAAGAGCAAAAUAUCGGAUUCAAAUGUAACAGCACUGGUUAUGACUUAAUUUUGAAAAUCGCUCUCGAAAAUGUUGUAAUUUGUCUAAAAGCAGGCUAUGAAAACGACAAAAGUUUGAUCAAUGCUUUUUUAAACAAGAUGUCGAUUCAUUUAUAUCCAAGAGGUAAUGAUGACCAACACACUUCCCUACGUCAGAUGAAUGCGGUACUUGCUAUCGGCCACAUUGCAUGUGCGUUAAAGGAGAUAGAGAAUGUGACGGAGAGUGGUUUAACGAUACUUCAGCAAAGGUUCCACCACCCUCCAUCACAGCUAGAUGUGAAUAUUAUUGAACAAUUUGCUCCUAUUCUGCUGACUGGUGUAAACGUUACUUUUCAGAGUAAAUGCUAUCAACCGAUCAUGGAUUUGUUUGUGAAAAUUACAAGGGAAUCAAGUAUGGCUACAUACUCGAUUGGUAGUGCUGAGCAUGCGCAAACUUCUUACAGACAUUGCUCAUUGGCUGUCAUUAAUGCUCUCCUAACAAUUGCUACUACACUGAGUAAAGAUACUCCUAUGAGAAUAGAUUUUCUUGUCCAUUUGCUUGAAAUGUUUGUGCAGUUGGGGUUGCAAGUCAGAAAAAUGAGUGAAAAAACACAUUCAAAGGCAUCAUCCAGUGCUGGGAAUCUUGGCGUUUUACUCCCAGUUAUAUCUGCUCUUUUGAAACAAUUUGAACCUAUCAUAAACCCCACACCGCGUCUACAGAAGUUGUUCCACGACUUCUGGCUGUAUGUCGUCCUCUUUGGUUUUGGUGUAGAAGAAUCAAGCUUUUGGCCACAGGAGUGGUUUGAAAGUGUCCAGAUUAUUGCUUCAAAGUCACCUGUUUUGAUAGGUGCUGGGCACUUGCGUGAGCUGACAUAUGGUCUGGCCUUAAAGAAUGAAGACAUAUCACAGACUGAUGUAAACCAGCUACGCUUGUCUUUACUUGAACAAAUUGGUCAGGUGCAAGAAAUUCUACCGUUAAUCAAUAAACUACAAUUUGGUCCCAUGUCACUUUUGUAUAGUGUUUAUCAACUGGAGAGCCUUCGCGUGACAGUCAAUACGAACAUGGUUCAAAAUCUAUUUCAAUAUUUAGAAGAUAGAGCUGUCCAAAGAGACAAAUCUGAUGUGUGGAGAUGCAUGCGGUCAGCAUUUGAUAAAAUCUUUGACAACUUUUUAACACUAAUGUCAAACAAGCCACGAAAUAACGAACGUGAAAGCGAGCUGGAGAGACAUGCACUGUUUCUUCUCAUCAAGUUUAACCACACAGAGGAUAGAAUUCGUCGUGUUGCUGAUCGAUUUUUAUCACUCCUAGUUGACAAAUUUCCUCAUCUUCUGUGGAAUGGAACUGUGUUGAAAACAAUGUUAGAUUUACUGCAUGUCAUCAGUAAGACAACUGAAGAAAUGAAAAACAAGCUUAUUUCAUGCGAGAUUGCUAUUCCACACACAAACUUUACGCUGAUCUUAUCACAAAAACGAGAAACUCGUGAACAAAUAAUGCGAGAUUUCUCUUCUCGUUGCCAUGGAAUUCUACAGGAAGCUCUGAAGUGGGCAGCAGAUUCAACCAAGUCUUUACUACAGGAAUACCUCAUAGAGAAUGAAGAUGCAACCGCUUCAGUCCAUUACGGAAUUGCUUUGUUCACAGAGAUUUUAUUGAAACAUGAUAGUACUCCAACUGCGAGUGAUGGGAUAUCACACUCAACUGUUAAGCAAGAUAAUAUUACCACGUUUACUUCUGGAGUGAAAAUCCGUAGUAGAUACAUAGGAGAGAUUCACGGACUAAGAGAAGCCAUGCGAUAUUCACUUCCAGGUUCUGAAUUAAAUGCAGAAUCAAUGCUGGUCAAUUUAAUAUGUAAACAGUUGAAAGAGGUUUAUGUAGAUAAAAGUGAUCUUACAAAUGUGCUUUACAAAGCUAGUGCUUAUCUGGUGUCUACCAAAGAGCAAAGUCAGGUGUUGAUCAAUCAUAUCUGCUGGAUGCCUGCCAAACUGUUUACCAAGUCAUCGUUAGAAGUGGCUAUUGCAUGCUGGGAAUGGAUACUCUCAACACGGAAAGAUUUGGAAGAACAGAUGCAACGCGAGAUUGUAGCAGCAUGGAUGUACACUGUACAUCAGCGAUUGGGACUGUUCAGUGAAGACAAACCUAGUUUUAGCCCAUUGACGAUAAACGAGAGUUCACACGAAGAAAACCAAGUGUCCGGGGUUCAAGAUAUGUGGCUGGAAUUUCUUACACGGAGGUUUAACGUGAUCAAUUACUACAGUAGUGAACAAUCUUCGAUAUAUAUCUCAAUGCUGAAUGAUUCACUCUCCUGCAUGGUGGGCAAACAGAGUAACAUGUCACAUCAUAUUGAAUACAUUCGACCUCGCUUUCGUUUACUUUAUCUUGGUCUCUGCGUCCUACAGUCUAACCAUGAGAUACCACCGAUUGUGAGAAAUACGCUCCGUGAGAAGAUAUAUCACUCCGUCCUUGAUCAUUUUAGCGUGGCUCCUGUCUGGCCAAAACCAUCUGUUGAAACACUUGGAAAAGACAUUAAAGUUCUGAUUCAAUUUUGGAACGCUUUGAAUGUAGACAAGAAGUUCAUGAAAUCGUUUUUUAUCACAUCUUCAUUGGAUUCUGUUUUGGAAUCACCCGAUGAAAAAGGCAGCCGGCUGUCAGCUGCUGUUACUGAUAGCACGAGAACAGACGCCGCCCCACAAGGUUGGCUCAACUUGCGUGCGCCGCACGGUUCGAUAGCAGGAUCUUCAAAGAAGUCCUACCCACGAGCUGGUAGUCAACGCGAAGGUAGUGGAAUGAUAACCAAGGAGCUGAUGAAGAAAAGAAUAAUAAUUCUUGCUUUACUAAGGAGGGAGAUCGAAAGACUCUCCAUCUGGCGUAAUCCUAAGAACAUGCCUGAGUUACGAGUGGCAGGAGAAGAUAUUGUGCAGGGUUGGGCAAGCCAAGUUCCAAUGACGGAUAAAUCGUGGAAAGAAUGCAUACGCACAACAUGGAACGUGUGCCCACAUGUAGCUAUACAUGUCGCGCUAAGAUUCCGUGAGGUAUUGAUUUUAUGGAAGGAAGUGACACGUCUUGUACACGCGCAUCCUCUGAGCGUGUCCGACGAUCCGGACGCACUACAGUUUUUAGUCGACGAAAACACCAUCAAACAAAACAAACCGGAAUUGUCUCACAUCAUAUCGUGGGCGUUGGUUCCACCUGUAAUCGCAAUAUCCUUCUUCUCGCAGCAGUACACUCCCCAUCCGCUGACAGCGCAGUAUGCCGUACGAGUGUUGCGUUCCUACCCUCCUGAAACCAUGCUAUUGUACAUACCACAACUGGUACAAGCACUGAGGUAUGAUAAACUUGGUUACGUGGAGAACUACAUAUUGUGGGCGUGUAAUCAAUCACAACUGCUUGCUCAUCAGAUAAUAUGGAACAUGAAAACGAACAUAUACACAGAUGAGGAUUCGAAAAACAUUGAUCCUGACAUAGGAACGAAACUGGAAGAACUGAUCGAAAAAAUAACCAGCUCUUUAUCAGGUCCCGCUUUACGUUUCUUCGAGCGAGAGUUCGACUUCUUCAACCGCGUUACGAAUAUAUCCGGCGAGAUAAGGCCUUAUCCAAAGGGGGAUGAAAGACGCAAAGCCUGUCGGGAAGCUUUGAAAAAAGUAACACUCCAGCCAGGUGUCUAUCUUCCAAGUAAUCCUGAAGGGGUUGUGGUUGGAAUUGAUUAUAAUUCUGGCAUACCGAUGCAGAGUGCAGCGAAAGCGCCUUUCCUGGCACGCUUCCAGGUUCGAAAGUGUGGGAUCAAAGAACUUGAAGACAUGAACAAAGUUGACGAGACAGACAGCAUAAGCGAUGAAGGCGUCGUACAUGGCGAGACAUACACACUAGGCUGUAUAUUCAAAGUUGGCGAUGAUGUGCGGCAGGACAUGUUAGCACUUCAAGUCAUCACACUGUUUAAAAGGAUUUUCGAUCAAGUCGACAUGGAACUUCAUCUGUCACCCUAUCGAGUAGUUGCGACAGCACCGGGCUGUGGUGUCAUUGAGUGCGUGCCCAACGCCAAAUCGCGUGACCAGUUAGGGCGUCAAACAGAAGUGGACUUGUUUGCAUACUUUAAAAGUACAUACGGUGAUGAAGGGUCACUCUCCUUCCAAGAGGCCAGACAAAAUUUCAUUCGCAGCAUGGCAGCUUAUUCUGUUGUAAGUUUUUUGUUGCAAAUUAAAGACAGACACAAUGGAAACAUAAUGAUCAACGAACAAGGCUUUGUCAUACAUAUAGAUUUCGGGUUUAUGUUCGAAUCUUCACCGGGUGGCAACCUCGGAUUUGAACCCGACAUGAAACUAACACCAGAUUGGGUCAUGCUGAUUGGUGGAAACAUCGAUGCGCCCAGCUUUAGGUGGUUCAUGGAACUUUGCGUCAGAGCUUACCUAGCUGUUAGACCACACACUGAGGCGUUCGUAUCUCUCGUUGCGUUGAUGUUGGACACGGGUUUGCCAUGCUUUCGUGGAGAAACGCUGAAGAGAUUAAGGCAACGUUUCGCGCCUGAUUUAACAGAACGGCAAGCAUCGGAAUAUAUGAUUCAAAUCAUCAAAGAUUCGUAUCUCAACAAAAGAGCUCGCGCUUACGAUUUGAUCCAGCUUGUACAAAAUGAAAUUCCAUGCUAAUGAAAAACAGCUUUGUCGUGCGUGAAAUUAUAUAGACAUUUAAAUGACCGGUUUAAUCUGGUGACUGCUGACUGGAGUUGAAUGACCGGUCAAGCCAAGUAACCAGGGUGGUGAUUGUAAAUUGGUGUUUAGAAUUUUUAUAAAGAAUAAGAUAAGAAUAAAUAAAUAAUACAUAAAUAAAUAAAUAAAUAAAUAAAUAAGGAAAGAAUA